Messenger RNA from Eutrema salsugineum, 1656 nucleotides. RefSeq names its product F-box/LRR-repeat protein At1g67190. The record is from RefSeq and is a predicted model, not a curated record. The transcript has 2 exons. Gene Ontology annotation, molecular function: protein binding. Bases 182 to 1441 code for a protein of 419 amino acids. NCBI's taxonomy places the organism in Eukaryota, Viridiplantae, Streptophyta, Magnoliopsida, Brassicales, Brassicaceae.
CUGCUUCCUCGUUUCUUCUCGGAUUUCUUUCUCUUCUCUCGCCAGAUCGCCGCCUCCUUCUUCCUCAUUGCAGAUCCACCGUGGUACGCCGAUUUCUUAUAUCCAGGAGAUCCAAAUCGCCAUAUUAGCUCUGAGUAUCUGACGAGGACCAGCCAAAAGAGUUUGUCUUCCUUAUAAAACUAUGGACCAUCUUCCUGUGGAAGUUGUUGGAAACAUACUGUCACGGCUCCGAGGAGCUAGGGAUGUUGUGAUAGCUUCUGCAACAUGUAGGAAGUGGCGUGAAGCUUGUCGUAAGCAUCUUCAGACACUUUCUUUCAACUCAGCUGAUUGGCCUUUUUAUCGAGACCUCACAACUCAUCGUCUAGAGAUCCUCAUAACUCAAACCAUCUUCCAAACCACGGGGCUGCAAGGCCUCUCAAUUAUGAUGGACGAUGCAAACAAGUUCUCAGCUGCGACUGUCAUUGCUUGGCUUAUGUAUACAAGAGACACAUUGCGUAGGCUGUCUUAUAAUGUCAGGACCACUCCAAAUGUCAACAUUCUUGAUAUCUGUGGGAGGCAAAAGCUAGAAUCUUUAGUUUUGGCUCAUAAUUCUAUCACAGGGGUCGAACCAACAUUCCAGAGAUUCCCUUGUUUGAAGUCCCUUUCGCUGAGUUAUGUCAGCAUUUCAGCCUUGGAUCUGAACCUUUUGCUUAGUGCAUGCCCGAUGAUUGAAGCUUUGGAACUCGUGAGCCUCGAGAUUGCAAUGUCAGAUGCGCAAGUGACGAUUGAACUGAGCAGCCCGACGCUGAAGAGUGUUUAUUUCGAUGGGAUUAGCUUGGAUAAAUUCAUCCUGGAGGCUGAUAGUAUCGAGUUUUUGCAUAUGAAAGACUGUGUCCUCGAGCUCUUUGAGCUUAUAGGAAACGGGACCUUGAAACAUUUCAAGCUUGAUGAUGUUAGUGUCAUAACUCUUGAUAUCAUGGAGACUUCUGAAAGCCUUGAAGUAGUUGAUGUAAAUCACUUCACAAUGGUCUGGCCAAAGUUCUAUCAGAUGAUCUCAAGAUCUCAGAAGCUGAGGAAACUCCGUCUAUGGGAUGUGGUCUUUGAUGAUGACGAUGAAAUCAUCGAUCUUGAGUCCAUUGCUGCAGGUUUCACACAACUGACACAUCUCUCGUUAAGCUACGACUUAAAAGAUGGAGCUGCUCAUUACAGUUUGCAAGGGAACACUCUGUUGGAGAACGUGACUGUACUGGAGCUUGGAUGGACCGUGAUCAAUGAUGUUUUCUCGAUCUGGGUCGAGGAGUUGCUGAGAAGAUGUCCGAAUUUGAAGAAACUGAUCAUUUAUGGGGUUGUCUCGGAAACCAAAACACAGGGAGAUUGUCAAAUUCUGGCGACAUUCACAUGGUCUAUUGUUCAACUCAUGAGGAAAUACAUUCAUGUCGAGGUACAGUUCGAGUACGAGUAAAUGAUUCUUCUUCUCGAUUCUGUUGUAAUUGUAAACAAGUUUGAAGCAUGUAAAGAUUGGAUUUUUGAAGUCGUUCUUAGCAUAAACUGUAAAUAAUGUCUUCUUUUUCUCUGUUCUUUGUUUUCUCGGUUUGCUUUACUAUAUUUCCUUUGGUGGAUUGUUGAUUCGGUCGGUGCCUAGUCACGAACCGGAAUUGAACCGGCCGUAAGCAAAUC